AUGGCUGACUUACCCAACGGCCUCAUCGCUUUCGGACCUGAAGCCAACUGCACACUCGAUCUUUGUCCGAUAGAAUGGAGUAUUCUUCGUUACCAGCCUUCUGUUCCCGCUAGUGGCACCUUCAUUGGGUUCUUCUCUUUAGCCUUGGCUUUACACGCCCUUCUGGGGUUCAAGUGGAAAACUUGGGGGUUCACAGCAAGCAUGAUCAGUGGCUGUGUUUUGGAAAUCGUUGGCUACGUUGGGAGACUCUUCAUUCACGAUAACCCAUUUGACUUUAAUGGGUUUCUCAUGCAAAUCAUUUGCAUUACAAUAGCUCCGGUCUUCUUCUCUGCCGCCAUUUAUGUGACACUUUCUCAGACCAUCAACUUCCUCGAUCGAUCGAUUUCCCGAUUUCCACCUCGCCUCUACUACUGGACAUUCAUCCCGAUAGACAUUGUCUCCUUGAUUCUCCAGGCUGUAGGAGGCGCGAUGUCCUCCGUCAGCACGACGAAGGAGGCUGCGGACCGAGGCGUCAAAAUUUCACUCGCUGGACUUGUGUUACAAGUCGUCUCGCUUGCGGCGUUCUGCGGACUUUUUGGAGACUACAUGAUCGCUUAUAAUCGAUCGAAAGCUCGUCCUCCGAUGAGCAGGAGACUCGUGGUCUUCCUAACUUUCCUGAGCCUUGGUACCAUGUUUGUACUGCUGCGUUGUGUCUAUCGAAUCGUGGAGCUGCAUGAGGGCUACUUCAGUCACUGGUUCCGAGACGAAACACUGUUUAUCGCGUUAGAGUCAGCCGUUAUGGUUCUAGCCGUUUUUUCUUUGUUAGUCGGACACCCGGGACUUGUAUUCAAUAAGAAGGAGAGAGAAAGACUUGACGCAAGCAAUGCGCUCAAUCCAGAGUCAAGCGAGGGCGGUGGUAGUAAUGAUAAACCCGAGAACAAUGCGGUCACAGAUGGGAGCGAUACUUCAGUCAAAGAUCCGGCGCCAGCAGCAGCUAGAGAGAACCUUGAGUAG
This is a messenger RNA of Colletotrichum tamarilloi, 993 nucleotides long. RefSeq names its product parasitic phase-specific protein PSP-1. The record is from RefSeq and is a predicted model, not a curated record. Gene Ontology annotation, cellular component: plasma membrane; fungal-type vacuole. Bases 1 to 993 code for a protein of 330 amino acids. NCBI's taxonomy places the organism in Eukaryota, Fungi, Ascomycota, Sordariomycetes, Glomerellales, Glomerellaceae. The transcript is spliced from 5 exons.